This is a messenger RNA of Peronospora farinosa, 1047 nucleotides long. NCBI's taxonomy places the organism in Eukaryota, Oomycota, Peronosporomycetes, Peronosporales, Peronosporaceae. The record is from the annotation of a GenBank genome assembly.
AUGGAACAACGAACAUUGCGACUGAAAUUAUCAGCUGAUGAUGUAAAAGGUGCAGAUCGUAUCACGUGGGUCGGUAUUUGGCUUAAUGUGGUCCUCAGUGGCUUAAAAGGAGCCGCCGGCGUGACGUUUCACUCGUCUGGACUCUUGGCAGAUGCUGUGCAUUCAAUAAGUGACUUGGUCAGUGACUUUGUGACGCUCGUAUCACUUAAAUAUUGUACACGACCACCUGAUGCUUUACAACCUUAUGGAUAUGGAAAAUUUGAGACCAUUGGGGCCUUAUCAGUGUCGUUACUGUUGAUAGGAGGAUCCAUGGGGAUUCUAGUACACUCAUUGGACUCGCUCCUGGUUUUAAUGGAACCUCUUUCAGCUGUGGAGAGUGUAACCAAUCGAGUUCAUAGCCAUGGACAUGAGAUGAUCAUGCAUCCGGCUGCAUUGAUUAUCGCUGCCUUGUCUGUGGCAGCCAAAGAGGCUCUGUAUCGCACCACUUUUAGCAUUGGUCAACGUGUGCACUCGUCGGUACUUAUUGCCAAUGCAUGGCACCACCGUAGUGAUGCUGUGACGAGUCUGGUGGCAAUGGGUGGCAUUGGAUUGAGUCUUGCAGGUUUUCCAUUCUUUGAUCCACUUGCUGGUAUAGCUGUGGGUGGAAUCAUUUUGAAAAUGGGCACGGAAUUGGGCUGGAACUCGAUAAAGGAGUUGUGUGAUGCCAAGGUAUCCGAUACUACUAUCAAAAGACUAGAGAAAGCGGUUAAUAAGGUCAUUGGAAGUAGUGGCGGCGAAGUUUUGGGUGUUCGGCAACUACGUAGCCGCAAGGUUGGUCGAAAUAUCCAUGUCGAUCUGACGUUAGUGGUCGAUGACGCCUCAGCAGUGCAUCGUGCUAUUGAGUGGAAGCAAAAGGCGAAACGCGCCAUCAAGCAUACUAUUCCACGAGUGAAUGAUAUUGUUGUGGAGAUUACGACACCUGAGCAGUUGACAGCAAUGGAGACGGUUAAUGCUAAGGAAAAGCACGACCACGGCAUGUGUUAUGCAAAACAUGCUGCUGAUCAGUAA